ACUUUAGGUUAUACACACAAAGCUCGUAUAUGCUUCUCAUAGCUGUGUUUCAAUGACGACACAUUGUACCGGUACUCGCGUAAGGAUACAUAGUUUUCCAUAGCAACCUGAAUGGAGUCACGUUUUCAUGGAAACUGGCGGGAUGGUGACGCCGAAGUUUGAAUGUCAAAAUAGCGAAAGCAUUGAUUUGACAUGUCGCCAGUAUAGUGUCAUUUAAAUCGUAAUAGAAUAAUUAAUAUUUUGUGAAUGACUAUCUCCUAGACGACCUCUGUUCUGUAUCCGUGACUGCACGUCGGCUGCUAUGGAAAGUGUCAAAGUUGCCGUUUUGUAGUCAACUCGAUGAGAUAUCAACACUUGCAAGGAACAACUUAGGGUCUUUCUAUUAGCUUAUUUAACAGCCAGGGUAAAAUAUACGUGGAGUGAAGAUAGCCUGUCAACAUGGUUCUCACCGACCUCCCAUUUGAGCGCAGUCCUGUCAUCUACAGUCGCUACAGCCUCCUCCGGCGACCAGACAGCGCCCCGCCCUGCAACGUAGAUGAGGGGAACACUGCCACUGAGAACAAGAGAUAUGCUGCGUUUCUCAAAGAGCAGGAGAGGAAAGUGGGUCCGGAUGGCUUCGUGGACUCCAGCCGGUACGGUCACCCUUACGUACUGCGGAAUGACCCCAACAGGAAGCGUGCCCAGUCCAACGCCCAACGGCCGAGUGUGGUCAAUCUCACCGCCAGGGUAGAGCGAGACAAGAAGGAUUAUGAUAAAAGAAUCAGAGUGAUCGAGGACCACAUGUGGCAGCACAAGCAGGAGGAGCGGGAGCUGAAGAGGGUGGAGGGGGACAUCAUCAAGAACCAGCGAUCCGUCAGGCACACACUCAGGGACUUUGAAAAUGCAAUCAACAAGAAACGUCUGGCUGAGGACAAGAAGUUAAAUCAUGCUCUGGAGAAGUUGACCAAGAUAUCCCAAGACCAUACCCACAAGAAGGAAGAGAGAACAAAAAGGAGAAUAGGUUUGAGUGUAUCACGAGAUCAAGGCACGAAACAGGUGGAUAGAAAAGUGUUUGUCAAACAGAAUGUGGUCGCCCGGGAGUACCAGACGAAACUCAGCGAGCUGGAGCUCAAGAGAGUGGAACUGUCACACAUCAGUCAGGAGUUUGAAACUAAGCUGAAGGAGAAAGAGGUGGAGCAGUACAAGUUAAAGCAAGAGCUGGCCGAGCUGGCCAUCUCCCUCAACAUGGAGGCUCAGAAGAGGCGGGUUCAGAAGGUGGACACUUCCAGAGACGUGAAGAUGGACAUGACCAAGAGAAUACAUGAAAAUAACAAUGCUGACAUGUCGCUGGAGUCAAAACUUAUGAGGAGUGAUGGGGAUGGAAAGACAGCAGAGCUGCAGAAGAGGAAGCUCAGUGCUGACCUUUCCCUCACGAAGGGCCACCUGGACAUCAAGAAGAGAGAUGAACAAAGACAUCUGACAGACACACAGAUUCGACUGGAGGACAACACGACCAUGCAGAGAUCUCUCAACACAGCUGCCGUCAACGCGGAGAUGGAUCUGAAGGCUCGGCAGAUUGAUCAGAGACUGGAGGCCCACAACACUCGCAGGGUGACGCAGCUGCACAACAGCAUGCGUGUGAAGAAGGACAAGGAGGAGUCGCAGCAGGCUGUGUGGGAGGCGCGCUUCAAGAGGCGGUACGCGGAGCAGCAGCGGAGGGAACAUGAAGACUCACUUAAGUUCUUUCAGAAAAUGGUUGUGAAGGGAGAGGAUGCAGAGCAGAACUUAUACCAGAAGGUUCGGAAUGCUGAGUACGCUCGGCAGAAACAGGAGCAGUCAGUGCGACGUAUUCAGAAUGAUCUGAGGGAUGCCAAGAGAAUCAACUCUAUCAAGUUGAAGCAGGAGAUUGCCGAGCGGCAUCGGCAGGAACAGGAACUGGAACAGAAGCUGAUCCGGGAGAGGGCCGAGCUGGACAAGGUACAUGCCCAGAGGGAGGAGAGCUACAUGAAGCUGCAGAGUCAUCGCCAGCAUCUGCAGGAGGACAAGUAUCUGAUGAAGGAACACGAGAAGGAACAUCUCCGACUCAUCCGCAUUGGGGCCAAGACAGAUGUGGCCACCUCUGACUUGUACUAGAACACCACACAGACAGGGCCACCUAGAACACCACAGAGACAGGGUCACCAAGAACAGAACACAGGCAUGGCUACCUAGAACACCACACAGACAGGACCACUUUGUACUAGAACACCACACAGACAGGACCACAUCUGAACUUUGGGUUUUGACAAGGUCCCCUUGACUUUUAUUCUUACUUUUGAACAUUGAUUCAUUAAUGUGCAACAAAUUGUACUGUAGUGUGCAACAAAUUGUCCUUAAUCUGUAAUGUGCAAGAUUGGUUGGUUUGUUGUUUAACACCACACUCAGCAGUAUUCCAGCUCUAUGAUGGUGGUCUGGACCAGACAAUCCAGUGAUUA
Haliotis rufescens (red abalone) is the source of this 2453-nucleotide messenger RNA. Its product is annotated as trichohyalin-like. The record is from RefSeq and is a predicted model, not a curated record. The transcript is spliced from 14 exons. NCBI's taxonomy places the organism in Eukaryota, Metazoa, Mollusca, Gastropoda, Lepetellida, Haliotidae. Bases 439 to 2112 code for a protein of 557 amino acids.